CGACGCUUCGUCUUCGUCUGUCCACCAACCAGACCAACCUCCGGCCACGGGCUCACGGCGGCGAGCGGCCCCAGCUCCGAUGGCGCCAACGGUUGAGAUCAGCCACCUCACCUUCACCUACCCCGGCAUCGACGGCCGCCCGCCACCCGGCGCGCCACCGCUCAUCGAGGACGUCUGCUUCUCCCUCGACGCCGGCCAACGAUGCCUCCUCCUCGGCUCCAACGGCGCAGGCAAGACGACGAUACUGAAGAUACUAGGCGGGAAGCACAUGGUGGAUCCGAGCAUGGUGCGGGUCCUGGGAAGGUCCGCCUUCCACGACACGGCACUCACCUCCUCCGGCGACCUCUCCUAUCUCGGCGGUGAGUGGAGACGCGACGUGGCCUUUGCUGGCUACCAGGUGAACAUUCAGAUGGAUAUAUCGGCAGAGAAGAUGAUUUUUGGUAUUGCUGGUGUUGAUCCAAAGAGGAGAGACGAGCUUAUCAAGAUUUUAGACAUCGACCUCACCUGGCGCAUGCACAAGGCAUCAGAUGGUCAGAGGAGACGUGUCCAGAUUUGCAUGGGACUUCUUAAGUCAUUCAAGGUUCUUCUUCUUGAUGAGAUCACAGUUGAUCUUGAUGUUCUGGCAAGAUCAAAUCUGUUAUCGUAUCUUAAAAAGGAAUGUGAGGAAAGAGGUGCAACAAUCAUCUAUGCCACACAUAUUUUUGAUGGUCUUGAUGAUUGGCCAACACACAUUGUUUACAUUGCUCAUGGGAAACUGCAAUUAGCAGUGCCUUUGGAAAAGGUGAAAGAAAUGAGUCAGUUAUCUCUCAUGAGGACUGUGGAGAGCUGGUUGAGGAAAGAAAGAAAUGAGGACAGGAGGAGGAGAAAGGAGCGAAAGGAGAAAGGCCUCCCAGAAUUCGACAAGGUUGUCGAGGGUAGUCGGGUUAUAGGUGAUCCAGCAAAGAACGCAGACAGAGUUAUAAACAACGGGUGGGCAGCUGGACGGCUUACCUCGACGAUUGCAGGAGAGGAAAAUUUCGUCUUCAGCUCUAACAGCGUACUUAGGCAAUGAUCUAGCUUUGUUUUCCUUUAUCUAUACAUUGAAAACGGUAAAUAAUAGUCUUGCGGAUCCAAUAGAGAUAUCGUUGGAGCUUUGUCAUUUAUAGCGAAAGUUCUGUCAGGAAAGGAGAAUUCACUCUAUAUAGUUUGGAUUUGAGGAUUUACACUGUAAUUUUAUUCGCAGCUGAGUGUUCGAGAAAAAGAAAUUGCACUGUAACAACAUAUAUAUACUGCACCAAAUAUUUGUGUGGUCAUAUUUAUUUCUACAGGGGCUACGCAUAACU
Molecule: messenger RNA, 1322 nt
Organism: Zea mays
Lineage: Eukaryota; Viridiplantae; Streptophyta; Magnoliopsida; Poales; Poaceae
Exons: 7
Coding region: 80-1051 (323 amino acids)
Molecular function (GO): ATP binding; ATP hydrolysis activity
Source: RefSeq, marked provisional